Messenger RNA from Paramisgurnus dabryanus, 2211 nucleotides. RefSeq lists its product as uncharacterized. NCBI's taxonomy places the organism in Eukaryota, Metazoa, Chordata, Actinopteri, Cypriniformes, Cobitidae. The record is from RefSeq and is a predicted model, not a curated record. Gene Ontology annotation, molecular function: GTP binding.
AUGACAUUUUACUGUCACUGACAGAAUAAAACACUGACGAUGUGCUGAGUGUCCGACAGAUGGCGUCCGAUCUCUUCUGAUGACGUCUCAUCUUCCGCGCAUGCGCAGCGCGAGUCCGAUCAAACAACAGAAGUCAACACAAACACGGAGAUCAUGUCAGAUCAGUCGAGUGGAGGGCGAGUGAGUGAACUCGAGGAGGAGAGAGAGAGUGACAGUGAGGAGCUGAGACUCGUUCUGAUUGGUCGAACGGGUUCAGGCAAGAGUGCCACAGGAAACACCAUUCUGGGACGUCGUCACUUCCUGUCUGCUCUGAGCGCGAGUUCAGUGACCCGUGUGUGUGAGCAGAGCAGUGAGGAGUGUGAAGGAUGCAGGUGGAAGAAAGUGCUGGUGGUGGAUAUGCCGGGAUUCGGUGACACUCGCCUCGACGCCAGUCACGUUCACUCUGAGAUCGCUAAAUGCGUCGCUCUGACCGCUCCCGGUCCGCACGCUUUCCUGCUCGUGAUUCCUCUGGGCCGCUACACGGAGGACGAGGACCGGGCCGUGCAGGAGAUGGUCCGUGUGUUCGGGGAAGAAGCUCUUCUCCGCCACACUGUGGUUCUGUUCACACGAGGAGAUGAGCUGGAGGAUGGAGGGAUGGAGCGGUACCUGAGCGAUUCUCCAGAGCGGCUGAAGAUUCUGUUGAAAAGAUGCGGUGGGCGAUAUCACGUCAUCAACAACAGACAACCGGAGAACAGAACGCAGGUGAGAGGUUUAUUGCAGAUGGUGGAGAAGAUGCUGGAGGACGGAGGAAACGUCUGCUACAGCAGCAACAUGUUCCUGCAGGCUGAGCGGGCCAUCCGGGAGGAACAGGAGCGACGGGUGAGCGAAGGUGAGAGCUCGAUGCAGGAGCGGGCCGAACACUGGAGGCUGCGGAGAGUCAGCAGACGUCAGGCCCUGCGCUCCACUCUGAGCCGCUUCAGAACAGAAGCCGCUCUCUCGGGGAAAGUUCUUGAGCGUGUUAAGGUGCUGGUGGCCGCCGGAGCUACUGGAAUGGCAGUCGGGGCCGUGUUGGGAGCUGCGGCUCCUCUGGCUGCGGCGGCGGGGGCUUCGGUGAUGGGUGGCACUGUGGGUUUUGCGGCAGGGCAGCUGGCAGGAGUCUCGGCAGCGGGCAGCGCAGGUGUAGGCAAAGCGCUCGGAACAAUAAUUGCAGUGGCCUCUGGAAAGACGGCGGUAGCUCUGGGAGCAGCGACAGGUGGAGUGCUGGGGGGUUCGGUGGGUGCGUUGGCAGGGGCAGAGGCUGCAGGACCGCAGGAAGCAGCUUUAGAAGCACUGCAGCAGGUGGGAGUGAUGGGUGCAGCAGUGGUGGGUGUGGCCGCAGGAGUGGGUGGGGCUGUGGGAACGGGAGCGGCAGUGGGGGCGGUGCUAGAGAUUGGAGCUGAAACCGCAGCGGGAGCGCUCGUUGCAGCUAGUGCUGCGAAUGUGACCGCACCACAAGCGGUGGGUGGCGUUGGAACGACCACACGGAUCCUGUCGGCCGUGGCUGAGAUCGGACGAGCGGCGGCUGGAGUCGUACUGGCUGGAGGGCUCGUGAUUAAGGUGGUGAAGGAAAAAGUUCGAUCUGGAAGCGGAAACGGCUACACAGAACGAAACUCCUAUGAGAUUUACCUGAACAAAUGAACAAUGCUAAUGGUGUGUUUGACAUACACAUCAGUAUACUGUAUGAAAAGAGCUUUUAAUAUUUAACUUAACCAAAGAGGAUUUAUGUUUGUAUUUUGUGUGAUCACCAGACAUGAACCAGCACUUAUACUAGUUAAGAGUUUAUUGAUAAUGCUGUGUUAUUUGAUUGAUAAAUCAGAUCAGUAAAUAAAAACAUUUGUAGAUUUGUAAUCAGACAGCUUUGCAGGAUCAUCAAAGAUCAACAUCAGUGGAUCAGACGUGUAAACUAUCACUGAUUACAGCACAGUUAAACACACAACACAAACUUGUGAAAUCCUCUUGUGUGCAGAUUUAUUUUCUUACUGAUUCAGGAUCUGCUGUUGAUUCCCCUUCAUAAUUAAAAACAUCAAUCUGUUAGACAUGAGAAACCUUAAGAAACAAAGUACAGAAAAUGAUUUUGAGUUGUGUCGAGUUAAACAGGUUUGGUUGCUUUUAUGAUACUGAGCAGUUAAAAUCUGUUGUUGUUUAUUUUGUGAAGAAAAAUUAAAAACAUUAAAACUGAAUCACUGAAGUGUG